Molecule: messenger RNA, 1727 nt
Organism: Helianthus annuus (common sunflower)
Lineage: Eukaryota; Viridiplantae; Streptophyta; Magnoliopsida; Asterales; Asteraceae
Exons: 4
Coding region: 1157-1621 (154 amino acids)
Source: RefSeq, a predicted model, not a curated record
GCUCGCGAGUAGCUCGGCUCGUUUGCAUCCCUACUCACUGACUAUUUUUAUUUAUGAAUUUAGUCUAUUAAUUAUGUAGUAUUGUAAAUCAUGCCAAACAUUAGGUUGUAUAUCCACCAUCAGCAACAUAAUAAUAGUACCCUUUCCUUUCACUUGAAUACUUUUCCACGUUAGAGUGCACCUUUUUUUGAUUCAUUCAAAUCCUUAGAAAAAGAGUUCGCAUACCGGUCAUAUGGUUGGAGCAACAACUGUCAACGAACCACAUACUUGCAGUGGCGGUGAUGAGGGUAUGCGGGGAGGACCACCGUACAGGGCCCGUAAUUUCGAGGGGCACUUUUUUAUUAAAGGAAUCCGAUAUAUAUAUGUUAAUAUUUUUAAAAUAGUAUACCCAUUUCGCUCGCUCAAUUCUACUUCAACAACCUAGCACUCGGGUAGUACAAAUACCUUGUAAACAACCACCUAUUGACCACUUGGCCCAAGUUUUCACAUGCUCUUGAACUCUGGUUCGGUCCUUCAAUCUACGAGAAUUACCAAGCGACUUUGUUUAAACUCAAACAAACCACCACGGUUAACCACCUUUGUGAUGAAAUUUGAACGCCUAAGAAAUUUUGUGGUUCGGUUGCCAACGGAGGCCCUGCUAAAUUGUUUCAUCUACGGGCUCCGUUAUGACAUCCAACAAGACCUCUCGCUUCUUAAACCCACUACCUUCCAACAAGUUGUUGGCCUUUCUAAACUACUGGAAGACAAACUCUCUUCCCCUUUGUUUACUGCAUUAGCAUGCAUGUUUCUAUUAAUUCUAUAUUAUAUUGUUCCCGUUGUUGCUAACCGUCUUUUGGGCUAAUUACAGCCGUUCAAAGUCCUGAACUUUUAAUCUCAGCCGUAUAAAGUCUCUAAAUUCCUUCUAGAAGCAGCAGUUCACGGCAGUUCAGCUCUCUCUCACCCAUGAUCUUGCGGUUUCCUGCAGUUUAUCAAGAUGCACCAAUCAGAAAUACAGGUUGCAAUGCGGUUUAAAAUGUGUUCCUUAUUUUCAGGGAGUUAGUGGGGUAGUGGACACUUAACUGCAUUUUUUGGUGCCUAUAUAAUACAAGUUCAGGUAGUGUAAUCUUCUGAAUUUUUUUCGCUCUUCCUGUAUUCAUACAGCAACACAUCUGCAGCAAUGGAUAUCUCGGAUGACUUCGUGGACAUUUAUGAAGACGAUCAGCCUGCAAAGAAAGUAAGUUGGAAUCUGGGUUUUGAUGCAAUGACACCGAAGAAGAAUCAAAUAUGCAGCCCAAUGAAAGAUUCUCCGAAGACGGACAGUGGAAGUGUAGAGAUCAUUUCAUAUGGACAGUAUUUUAGUCUAUUCAAAUCUGAAAUACAUAGGGAGGUUAUUGAACAGAACAUAGAAAAGCAAGCUAAAAGAAAGCAUGCGCUCCUAACUUGGAAAUGGGAUGAGGUCAUUGAUAUUACCCAAAGUGAAGAUUCGAAUGGUCAGAAAGAUGCUUCUAAGGCAAAACAACAAGAUGAUUUGGAGUCUGAGUUAAGUGAUACAGCAGACUCUUUGGAUAGUCCAUUGAAAAGAUCAAAGAUUCCACGUAUAUCUAAAAAUUGCAACGAUCAUGUUGGAUGGGUUGAAUUUUAAGUUUACUCAGUUUAAGUCCUGUUUGUCAUAGUCAUCUUUUAUGUUUUGCCUUUCAAGUCAGUGUUUGUUAAGGUUUGUUUGUUCAUCUAUUUUUAGUUUAAAUGUA